Geodia barretti is the source of this 855-nucleotide messenger RNA. NCBI's taxonomy places the organism in Eukaryota, Metazoa, Porifera, Demospongiae, Tetractinellida, Geodiidae. The record is from the annotation of a GenBank genome assembly.
AUGGAAUUUCUCCUAGAAUCCGGGUUCGCCAAUCUCAGUUGGGGAAACGCUCUCCUGUUCUUGUUGGGGGGAGCGUUUAUGCUGUUAGCAGUUGCCAAGGGAAUGGAACCCUACGUUCUUCUGCCGAUAGGACUGGGCAUCAUUCUCGGCAACUUGCCAGGAACGGGCCUCAUUGAUUUUGAUCCAUCCGGCGAGUUGCAAUCAUCAGGAAUAUUUGGCCUGAUUUUCCACUUCACACUGUCCUCGUGGAAUAUUCUUCCCCCGCUCAUAUUCCUGGGGUUGGGGGCCCUUACUGAUUUUGGGCCGAUAAUCGCCAAUCCCAAGACGUUGCUAUUGGGUGCCGCAGCUCAACUGGGUAUCUUCGUAGCUUUCUGGUUGGCGCUGGGCCUGGGACUCUUCACGUCGCCGGACCUUUUUACUCUGGAGGAGGCUGGCGCCAUUGGCAUAAUCGGCGGAGCAGACGGUCCCACAACGAUUUUUGCCUCGGCUAAACUGGCACCUGACUUGUUAGGAAUUACCGCGGUCGUAGCCUAUUCCUACAUGGCCAGCGUGGUCUUUGUGCAGCCUCCGCUUAUGAGGCUGUUAACCACCCAGAGGGAACGCCGAAUCGAAAUGAAGACACCGCGUGAAGUGUCCCGCACCGAGAAGCUCAUAUUCCCCACCGGGGCGAUGCUGAUAAUAAUUCUGUUCGUUCCAGAGUCUGCCCCACUGAUUGCCAUGUUUAUGAUAGGGAAUAUAUUCCGGGAGAGUGGUGUAGUGCCGCGCCUCAGCAAUGCGGCGUCGAAUGAGGUCUUGAACAUCGCCACCAUUUUCCUGAUGGUCACGAUUGGCGCCGAGCUGACCGCCGAAGGGUGG